This is a messenger RNA of Pelobates fuscus (common spadefoot toad), 3340 nucleotides long. RefSeq lists its product as uncharacterized. Gene Ontology annotation, biological process: production of molecular mediator involved in inflammatory response; cytokine-mediated signaling pathway. The record is from RefSeq and is a predicted model, not a curated record. Gene Ontology annotation, molecular function: cytokine receptor activity; protein binding. Gene Ontology annotation, cellular component: membrane; external side of plasma membrane. NCBI's taxonomy places the organism in Eukaryota, Metazoa, Chordata, Amphibia, Anura, Pelobatidae. Bases 167 to 2983 code for a protein of 938 amino acids. The transcript is spliced from 10 exons.
GCUGUAAAAGGGGGCAGGACUAAACCUCAAAAGAGGAAAUACAUUUAGGCAGAGGAAACCACUGUAAGCUGAGAACAGACAUGAAAUAUGAAGUCCCCUUCUUUGCUAGACCACGACACAUCCAUGUGAAGGACCGGCCAUAAAAGUUUAAGGAAGCCUUAAUGACAUGAAGAUAGUGGUGAACCUAUUAGCGAUACCAACUCCAAACAGCAUGGCGCAUAUAACUACACUAUUUUGGUUUCUUGUAUUGUGGAAUGUACAUAAUGCCCACGGGACGUCCAUCGUUACAAACUUUGAUUGCUUCAAUGAUUAUGAAGAAUACAGUUAUUGUUUCUGGGAUGUUAUGAGUGCAUUGAAAGUAAAUUGCACCGGAGAUUUCCUCCUAAAAUACGAAAACGAUCACACUAAUUUCAGUGAUAUUUGCAUCCCCGAAUCUCAGGUGAUGGCGGGUAUUACAUUACCAAAUAAAUGCAUCUGCCACCUCAAUAUUGAAGAUUAUUUUGCGCCUGUUGUAUUCAGAGUUGAGCUUGUGUCAAAUGAAACAUCUUUAAAGAAAAUAGAUUUUCAACUCUCUCAAAAAGUGAAACCCAAAACUCCAUUCAACGUAACUGUUAACGCAGGUGAUUCAGAAAAUGUUUUUGUGCAAUGGGACUCUGGAUGUAAAGAGGACAACUUUGUGCGUGAUAUGUUGAUUUAUGAAUUGCAGUUCACCUCCAGAGAAGAUCCAGCAGAGGUGAAAACUACUAGUUCAAGUGAAGGGAAGACAUGCUACGAAAUUGACAAGAGGCAGUUCAAACAAGGACAUGAUUAUAUGGUUCAAGUCAGGUCUAAAGUUAGACCAGUUCCUAUAGGUUACAAUGGAACCUGGAGUGAAUGGAGCAGCGAGGCUGAGUGGCAUAAUGAUUAUAGCCUCUCUUUGACUGACCAGCUGAAGAUAUUUAUCCCAACUAUUUGCAUAUUGAUCAUAGCCAUAAUUGUAGCGUGCAAAUUUGCUGUUCAUUUCUGUAAGAAAAACUGGUUGGACCGAAUCCCAAAUGUUAAAAAAUCUCAGUUGGCUCAAAGCAAGCUAUUUACUAUCCAGAAACCCAUGAUGAAACCAGAUGGUUCCUGUAAUCAUCUGAAACAUGAGAAGAAAAAACGAUAUGCCAACGCAAUCCGAGGAAAUUGGCUUUAUAAAUUAAUCUUCAAAGUCCGCAAUGAAUAUGACUACAAUACAAAUGGCAGAACUGAAACAGACUGUCCUACUUAUUGUACAGUCUUCGAAACAAAUCAGGGAAUUCUUACACUGGAAAAUGAAAACAUAGAAACGGUUUUAGAAAUAUGUCCUCUGGAAAAUGAAAAGAAUAUAUCUGAAAGUGGAGAUGACGAGGAUGGUGGGUUUCCUACAUCAGAGUUAAGCUCGUCUGUGAAAAACACGUUACUUAAUAUUAUAAAUAGUGAUUCUCUGUUUGAAAGACCAGGGAUGUCUAUACUACAGCUCUGUGAACAACAAAACUCAUCUUCAAGUUGGGAUGGUUUUUCUGGCUUCGGAGAAUUUUGGCAAAAGGGAAAAUCCCAUGUGGAACAGUCUGAAAACUGCUCAGAAUUGGGUUAUCAUCGUUAUGAGUGUGAUAAUUCUGCAGUAGAGCUAAAAUAUAAAGCAAGCGAAUCACAACAUUCUGGUUUUGAUCAAUUCUCUGGAACUCAGCAGCAGCCCAAAUCAGCUGUUAACCUUGUCAAGAUUUCUUUAAAUGAUCGCUUUGACGUAUCCAUGAAUACGGGCUAUAACAGUUUUGCAAACGUUGUGUCUGGAACACAAGAUCAGGAAAAUUGUGUAACUAAUCUAGUCUGCAAUGACCAAACAUGGCCGUUGAGCGUCCCCACGAGCACAGUCGACAGAGAAUGUAUUUUGUUGACCUGCCUGGAUAACGCAAAGUGCUAUAAUGGGAAUCCUAACCUGCAGUUGACUGAAAUGAGUCCAAGUACCAUAUAUUAUCAAUUUACUUUAAAAUCAAAGUCACAGGAGCCCUUGGACUCACACCAAGAUAAACACAUGGAUAACCGUGUAGGAAUCUAUCCCACAUCCAGUCAAGAAUGCUCUGGGUAUCAGAGUUUUUCUUCAGCUAUUAAGCAAGAGAAUGCCUCAACGAGCUUUCCAGUAGGAACUACAGACAGCUCAGUACUGGAUUCUGGGUAUAAAUCCUUUGAGUGUGUUCUAACUCAGAACAAAACAGAUAUAGACAGCUGUUGUCUUUAUGAUGCGGACAUAGAGUUUCAAUUUGGGCAAUCUGAAAAUGAUGUAGAACUCUCAGGUGACUUUGACUUAAGUGAAACGAGGUUUGCAAGUAAUGGAACCAAAGAAAAAAUUGAGGAUGCAGAUGCCAGCAGACUUUGUUUUGGCCUUCCAAAUUUCAGCUUCACCGAAGCAUUCCUCGGUGAUUGUAACACUUCAAAAAAGGAUAAUUAUCAUCAAUCUCCCAAAAGAGAACCAACCAAGCAAAAAGAGGAUGUUGGAAAUAUAGCAAAUAAUACUCAAAAUAACACUAACAUUAACCAUCAUGAUGAAAAUGAUGGUGAAUUUCCCUAUGCUCUUACAUUUGACCUAUCUAACCAUUUGUGGAAUGUCACUAACAUCUGUGGACCUAACAAAACUCCUGAAAAUUUAAAGUCAGAAAGCUUAGUACAUUUAAACAUGAAUGACAAUAUUUUCGGUUGUACGAAUAACAUUAAAUAUGGAUAUAAAUUAGAAGGCAUUGAGGAUCAUCCGUCUUUCACCGACUAUCUUAAUGAGCCAAGUUACCAACAAAUGAAGUUUGAAAAUAUGUCAUAUUUUCUGCAUCCCUUUUCAUUAAAAAACACGCAGGACAAUUUAUGUGAGACAUCAGCCAAGUUACUCAUGCCUGAAAAAAUGUUUGACAAAGAUGGCAAUUUGUAUUUGAAGUUGGCGCUGUUGAACAUUCAUCCGUCAAUAGGCAAUUUUGACUGUGAUGUUGGUGAACUUUGAGGACUUGUAAGAGAGAUAUUUUAAAAAUAUUAUUUUUUUUUAUACCAGAAUAACAUAAGAAAGAACACUGGGAACGAUAUUGAAUGUCGUAUUGCUUUCUCCACUAUGCAACCCAAUCAAUGUUCGCUCUAAGCACUUAAGCACUAUUAUGUGUUCACUUGGCACUGAAAAAAUCUAAGAAAGGAAAACACACGCUUAUCAAUUCGGACUACAGGAUUCCCUUUCUUGAAAUUUGCAGUGUUAGAAUGAUCACAAAAAAAAUUGUUCAGAGGAAAAACUCCCCCUAAAACUUGAUAGCUUUCUCUAUCAAUGUUUGUCCUGUUAAGGUUGUUGAUAUUAAAUGUUUUGCACCUGCAA